Molecule: messenger RNA, 1159 nt
Organism: Lathyrus oleraceus (garden pea)
Lineage: Eukaryota; Viridiplantae; Streptophyta; Magnoliopsida; Fabales; Fabaceae
Product: serine/threonine-protein kinase STY8
Exons: 1
Coding region: 408-1034 (208 amino acids)
Biological process (GO): signal transduction; protein phosphorylation
Cellular component (GO): cytoplasm
Molecular function (GO): protein kinase activity; ATP binding
Source: RefSeq, a predicted model, not a curated record
GAAUACAUUGAUGAAUUUUCCAUCAACAAGGCAGAAUCAGCAGCAGUUGUCAAAGAAUCACUUGAUUAUAUUUCUUCAAGUAUUCAGUCAUGCUUACAAGUUGUCUCAAAUACAGAUGAAGAGGGCAAACAUACAUAUUCUGAAAAAAAGCAGGGGUAGAUUGUGUUAAUCCAGAAUCUGAAAGUAAGCUUGCAAAAGCUGAUAAUGAAAACUUCAAUAAGCCUAUUGGUGAUCCAGAAGCUGCUGAAAUAGAGUCGGAACUUUAUGGUUUACAGAUUAUUGAGAAUGGUGAUCUUGAAGAACUACAUGAGCUAGGAUCCGGAACCUUUGGAACCGUUUAUUAUGGCAAAUGGGGAGGAACAGAUGUUGUAAUUAAGAGAAUAAAAAGUAGUUGUUUCGCUGGUAGAAUGUCAGAGCAAGAGCGGUUGACUAAAGAUUUUUGGAGAGAAGCAAAGGUUCUAUCAACUCUUCACCAUCCAAAUGUGGUGGCAUUUUAUGGGGUAGUUCCAGAUGGCCCAGGUGGAACAUUGUCAACUGUAACAGAAUACAUGUUGCACGGAUCACUGAGAAAUGUUCUCUUGAAGAAGGAGAGAGUGCUUGACCGUCGUAAAAGGAUCAUGAUUGCAAUGGAUGCAGCCUUUGGCAUGGAAUAUUUGCAUUUAAAAAGUAUUGUUCAUUUUGAUUUGAAGUGUGAUAAUCUGCUUGUCAACUUGGGUGAUCCUGAGCGGCCUGUAUGUAAGGUUGGAGAUUUUGGGCUAUCGAGAAUUAAACGCAACACACUUGUUUCUGGUGGUGUCAGAGGGACUCUUCCAUGGAUGGCACCGGGACUACUGGAUGGUAACAGCAUUAGAGUAUCUGAGAAGGUCGAUAUUUUCUCAUUUGGUAUCACAAUGUGGGAAAUCUUGACUGGGGAAGAACCUUAUGCUAACAUGCACUGUGGUGCUAUCAUAGGAGGUAUUGUCAAUAAUACGCUGAGGCCAUCUAUUCCAAAACGUUGUGAUUCUGAGUGGAAAAAGUUGAUAAAAAAAUGUUAGAGCCCUGAACCUGAGGCCAGGCCAACCUUCACAGAAGUUAAAAAUAGACUCCGCAACAUGUCAGCUGCACUGCAGAAAAGGAGACCUAAUGUUGGGAUUCGGUGAAAAAAACAAAACAUUACUUG